Messenger RNA from Rubroshorea leprosula, 1366 nucleotides. The record is from the annotation of a GenBank genome assembly. Lineage: Eukaryota; Viridiplantae; Streptophyta; Magnoliopsida; Malvales; Dipterocarpaceae.
AAUGGAGGUGAUGGAGGUAUGCUUAAGUUUGGCUCUAGUCUAGCUUGUCUUAAUAGGGAUUUUUUUAAAAUUUUUAUAAUCAUAUCUUGGUAUUAUGAAUACGAUUUGAUGAACUCUUUAGCAGCAAAUCUUAAAGAAUAAUAAUAUAAUAGUAAAAAUGGUUUUGUUUUCCAUUUGGUGACCAAAGUGGACAAAAUUUAGAUAUUCUAAAUACUAAUUAGGCUGUCCAAUUAGUUCUGGCACAUAAGUUUCAUAUCCUGGAAGGCUGGAACUGCUAUAGAAAAAAAAAUCUUGUACUCUUUGAUGCAUAAUUAAUAUUGUUGGUGGGUGCAUUCAACUAAACUUUCCCUCUUAGUUUUUUUCCCCCCUACUUUACUUCCUUUUGAAGGACUCAUUGGAGGUAAGGAAAUUAUGUUUCACAGAUUCUAAAGGAAUUAAAACUUCAAAGAGUAAGAAGAAAAACAGAAGAAGAAAAGAGCUGCAAAAGAACAGCUCUUCAAAUGAGGACUCUAAAAAUAAUAAGGAGUCAGAUGGUCUCAGUUCUGUAUGCCGUAAUGCUGAGUCUGGUAAGAAACUUUGGCCCAGUAUAGGUGACACUUCAAAUUUACAAGAUGUUGAAGAUGACAUUUUUACAAAUAAGAAUGAGUUUGAUGAUGGUGACGUUGAUGAUGAGAUUGAUCCAGCAUUAAAGGAAGAAAUAGAUAGGGAGGUUGAAGACUUUGCCCGUAGAUUGAAUUCAGACUGGCCUGAGAGGAUGCAGGAGAUUCUUUCGUUGGGUCAGGAAAGGAAUCCAGCAAACUGUACCAUUAAUGGCGAUGGUUCCGUAAAAAGAUAUGAAGGUAUGUAUGAUGCUCCCCCUUAUAUUGUUAUAUAAAUUUUUUGUAGGGGCCGUCUUUAACCCUCAAUCCCCUCUUUUCCGUUUUUCUCAACUCUUUCUUUCUCCCUAGUGCCUCAACUAUUUCCAUCUAUUGUUGAUUUCCAUCUCGAAAGUACUCUUGAUUGAUGAACUAGAGACAGCCAGCAGAGUAUAUGCUGUAUAGGAUUUGAGCUUUGAGCCAAAUAACUAACAAAAGUAUUGGUUUGCAUGGAGAAAACCAGAUACAGAGCAAAAGUGAGUUUGCAGUAAGGAUGCCCCCUCAGAUUGGUCUGGGGCCCAAACAAUUUUGUUCAUAUGCUAAUUCAGGAGUGGGUGAAGGUAACCUAGAAGAGUUGGGAUCCCAUCAAUGUGGAUCCCCAUGAAAGAAUUUUUUUUUUUUUAUUUUAAUUUUUCCCUUCUUUUGUGGUUAGCCAGAUGCAAUUUUCAUUGGGGGAAAUCUCUUGUAUUUUCAACAAGGAAAAGGAAUAAGAAGAAAACCGUGUUUCAUUG